Molecule: messenger RNA, 2272 nt
Organism: Clupea harengus (Atlantic herring)
Lineage: Eukaryota; Metazoa; Chordata; Actinopteri; Clupeiformes; Clupeidae
Gene: stk35
Product: serine/threonine kinase 35
Biological process (GO): negative regulation of G2/MI transition of meiotic cell cycle; protein phosphorylation
Cellular component (GO): cytoplasm; nucleus
Molecular function (GO): protein kinase activity; ATP binding
Source: RefSeq, a predicted model, not a curated record
GUAAAUGGUCCAGGCUCUCUAGCGGACCGCCCCCUUCUUACAUCAUCGAGUGCUCUGACGGUCUUUAUUUUUGUUUUUGGGGACAGCUGCUGAUUUCGAAGUCAUUCUCAUCAAAGCGAAACGGAAUUGCCACUGUUUUGAUCGAAGAACACGCGACAUUCCACAGUCAUCGCCCUAUCGUGCUCGACAAGCACAAGUUAUGAAAAAUAGAAAGGGUUUCCCUAUACACUCGCUUGUCAAAGGGGCCCUUUCAUGGAUACACGCAACACGAUGCGGAGAAAGUUAAGAAGUGUGCAGGUCUGCAAGAGGGCGGCCGUGCAGAAGGGGAACAUGAAGCGGGACGUGGGUAAAGUCCUGCGGGCAAUCCCGGUGGGGAAUAACGAGGACACGGAGGUUCCGAUGGAGGCCAGAGACGACCCGAUGGAGCAGGACUGUUUCUCCACGGGCUUCUUCAAAAACGAGGACUUGGAGAACGCCAUGAUCAUGGCCCCGCGCUACAGUCUGCUGCGCGAGGUGGGUCGGGGAAGCUACGGGGUAGUGUACGAGGCUGUGGCCCGGAAGACAGGAGCCCGAGUCGCCGUGAAGAAGCUCCGCUGUGACGCUCCGGAGAACGUGGAACUCGCCCUGUCGGAGUUCUGGGCCCUGGCUAGCCUGGAAAAGAAGCACGAGAACGUGGUGCAGCUCGAGGAGUGUGUGCUGCAGAGAAAUGGACUUGCACAGAAGAUGAGCCACGGCAACAAACGAUCCAAACAGUAUCUGCGGCUAGUGGAAACCUCGCUAAAAGGUGAGCGUGUCCUAGGCUGUCCUGAGGAACCCUGCUACCUGUGGUUUGUGAUGGAGUUCUGCGAGGGGGGCGAUCUGAACGAGUACAUCCUGUCCCGACGGCCCGACCCGCGCACCAACCGCAGCUUCAUGCGGCAGCUGAGCCGCGCCGUGGCCUUCCUGCACCAGAACAACAUUGUGCACCGCGACCUCAAGCCCGACAACAUCCUCAUCUCCCAGCGCUCCGGCAAGCCCGUCAUCAAGGUGGCCGACUUCGGACUCAGCAAGGUGUGCGCCCGGCUCGGGGCGGAGCCGGACGGAGCCGGCGGCGGUGACCACGGCGACCGCGCCGCAAGCCGCGCCAACCGCAACGUCGUCAACGUCAACAAGUUCUGGCUGUCGUCGGCGUGCGGGUCGGACUUCUACAUGGCGCCGGAGGUGUGGGAGGGCCACUACACGGCCAAGGCGGACAUCUUUGCGCUGGGCAUCAUCAUCUGGGCGAUGAGCGAGCGCAUCACGUUUAUCGACGGCGAGUCGAAGCGGGAGCUGCUGGGGUCGUACGUGCGGCGCGGGGCGGAGAUCGUGCCGGUGGGGGAGGCCAUGCUGGAGAACCCCAAGAUGGUGCUGAGCAUCCCGGCGCGGCCGCGCUCCUGCAUGAGCGAGGGGCUGCGGCGCCUCCUGCUGGACAUGCUGGCCGUUAACCCGCAGGACCGGCCCGACGCCACGCAGCUGCAGACACGCAUGGACCAGAUCACCUGCGCAGCCUGACGCGCGCACACACACACACGCACGCGCGCAUGAAUGCAUCUGCACAGGUGCCGUGAGGGAUGACAACCUUCAGGAUGAGAACUGUGAAGCAUCAGGAAUGACAACUCCAGCGAAAAGCCAGUUGAAUUAUGCGCAUACACAAACACACACACACACACACACACAAUCCACAACCAUCUUCAUCUGUUUGUCAGUUUCUUGUUACGUGGUUAUUAACACACCACCUCCACCUCCUCCUCCGAAGCCUAGCUGAAGAUAUCAUGAACAUUUGCGCACACACACACACACACACACACACACACACACACACACACACACACACACACACACACACAAACAGCUCCAGUCGUGAUCAGUGUUUGGACUCUGUGUGAAGCGCUGCCUGGAUAAUGGUGCGUGAGGAAGAGGAUGGCGGUGACAUGAUGAAGAAGACGAAGAAGCUGUGAAAUGGGAACUGUAAUGUGAAUGUGGUGUGUGUACCACGACCCCCCUCCUCUGGUCAAAACACACAAGUGCCUUCAUGUGCCUGUCAGGAGGAGAGAAAAGGGAAAUGUGUAAAAUAUUCGAUUUGCAUCUCAUAUGGAUUGGCCUAAGACAUGCUGUUACUCUCUGUGCAUGAAUCCAGUCUGCUGAUCCAGGAGCAGCGCAAUCCGUGCUACUGCACGACCCAAGCCAAAUUGACCUAAAAGUCAUUAUUUCGAAUCUUUAUACCAAUAUCAAAAGACAUUUAAAUGUAUGUAAA